Molecule: messenger RNA, 2883 nt
Organism: Peniophora sp. CBMAI 1063
Lineage: Eukaryota; Fungi; Basidiomycota; Agaricomycetes; Russulales; Peniophoraceae
Source: the annotation of a GenBank genome assembly
AUGUUGGCAACGCUACCAGAAGAUGUCACCCAGGACGAUUUUGAAUUUGAAGCAGACGAUACCGAGGCGCGAUCGAGGGAUCGUAACACGUGGCGUAGACCUUACGGAUUAGAAAGGCGAUAUGACUUUGUACGGCUCACUGGGCCGCCACAUGCGAGACAAAUCGCUUCCGAGGCCGGUCCAUCCAAUCACACGAGGAGACUACUCGUCGACGCUGCUGCUCUCGACGGGUUUGAAGCAAUAACCCAGGCAGGGCACGAUGCAUUCGGGAACGAUCCUCUCCCUCGCCGCCACUCGAUUCCAGUGGCAGCUGCCCUGCCUGAGCGCGGAGGCUCUAGCCAUGCCACCGCCGAUGCACACCGGAGUCGACGCAAAGUCGAGAGGCCGGAUGGUGCUCAAACCAUCCAGCGUGUGGUCCUGGGGUCAAUUGUCACCUUUGGGGCUGGGCUAGAGAUUCUUGGGUUCACGACUGGCUUCGAGUCCUGUACGAUCCGCAUCAGUGGCCUGCCUUCUGAUGCUGUGGAUCGCGAGAUCUACUCGCUUUUCACCCAACAGGGUAUCGAAGAGGCGCGCCUUUACCUUAUAUACAAUAGACCGCUGGCCGAUGGCACCCGCGAAGCCAAGAUGGUUAUGGACGCGGAGUCUGCUCAAGUGCUGUCGGUCGGUCUCGAAGAUCUCGACUUUCGGGGAUCACGUUUGUCCUUUGAAGUCGGCACGUACAACGUACCAGGCAGGAUGGGUGCAUCCGCCGUCAAAGACACAAACAUCUUGACCAUAUCGUGCCCAGCCGCCUCGAUCCGUUACGUGGUAACCUACGCCUCCGAGGAACUCGCGCGUGACAAAUGCGCCGAAUUGGACGGGUUAGACCAUCGUGGCCGUCGCCUGAAGGCUGAGCACAGCCAGAUGCCUGUAGCGGAAUCUGACGAAAGUCACAAUGCUCCCCAACACGCGUUGAAGUUGAGCAAUCUGCCCAGAUCCACGACAUUCGACGACAUACGGUCUUUGGCUGGUCCGAACGCGCUCGCGCUUCGCCCUUUGGCUUUGAAGGGAGCGCUCAGCAACGACGUCGCACUUGACACACUUCGAGCGACUGUCCGCGCCUCUGGAUGCCAGGACACCGACAUACUAUCUUUCGAGUCGCCUGAUGCCACGGAUCUGCGCAACGGAACUCUCACUGUCCGUGUAGCCUUCUCGUCCUGGGAUGCAGCCAAGAGAGUGCACGACCACGUCCAAGGCAGGAAACUAGCGGCCUUGGGUAACAAAGCCUUUCAGGUUUUCCUCCCUUCACCCCUAUCCUACUCCAUUUCCAUUCCAUCUCAGCAGCACGAAGCUCAGGAGGCUCAAUGGAGCAAAAUGCGUCGGGAAUCGCAUUUAGGCGAUAAGACCUUGAGCUGCUUGACAAGGUCGAGAGUCCCUGGAAAGUCACUGAUUCGUCUACGCGUAACUGGUUCCGACACUAAAUCGGUUGGUGCAUUGAAGUUACGCGUCGAGAGCUUGGCCGCUGGCGAGAAGGUCGCGGGAUGGCAUUCGCGACUUCUACGGGACGACAACCCGUUCGUCGACCGAGUUUCCGCCGAAACUGGCGCCUUCGUACGUGUAGACAAGCGCCGGCGCCAGAUCAGGAUCUAUGGAAGUACGGAAGCUACCGCUCGCGCGCGCGAAAUGGUACUGGACGAGUUAGCCCGUUUGGCAGGCUUGGAUUUCCGGACGCAGGUCCCGCCGUCAUCGGUGCGGGCAUUCCUAGCGCAGGGGUUAUAUGAGCUUCACGACCUCUUGGGAGAAGAAAACGUUCACUACGAUGCGUCGAGACGUUUGCUCACCACGUCGGGAGACGACGAUACGCGCCAUAUUGUGUCUCGUGUCGUCAAGCGAGCUGCACGGAACAGCACGGUGAUAGGACACAAUGGCGCAGAUGCCUGCCCCGUUUGCUUUGACGCCGUUCGGGCUCCGCUCCCACUACCUUGCGGUCACACCUAUUGCUCGUCUUGCCUACGCCAUUUCGUCACGAGUGCGGAAGACUCAGACGUAUUCCCGCUCAUCUGUAUGGGGAAUGAGGCGCGGUGUAACGUUCCCAUCCCUCUCCCGAUGAUCGAGCGGUUUCUUCCACAGCCUGCCUUAGCUCGGCUGCUGGAAGCGGUCUUCUCUAUCUAUGUGUCUCAACACGCGCAGACGAUCAGGUUCUGUCGCACACCUGAUUGCGAGCAGAUCUACCGCGUCGCCUCCUUGAUCGGACCGAGCCCUUCACCUGUACAAUGUCCCGCCUGCCUAGCUGUCGUGUGCCCAGCGUGCCACGAAGACGAACACGAGGGGAUGCGCUGCGAAAACUCUCUCCUGCGAAGCGACCCAACACGACUCGAGGCACUGGUUGACGAGUGGAUCGCAGGUCAGGAUGGUCGAGUGAAGCGAUGUCCGCAAUGCGCAGUGCCCAUAGAGAAAACGGAAGGGUGCAAUCAUAUGGAGUGUAGAUGUGGCGCUCAUGUUUGUUGGACGUGCUUGGGCAUAUUCUCGGCCCAGGACAUCUACACGCACAUGCGGACUGUCCACGGCGGCAUUCACGACAAUCCUGCGGACGUGCAUCCAUACGCGGCUGCUUUGCCUGAGCCUGCGCCGAUCGUGGAUCAGUGGUUGAAUCGCAAUGGCGGCGUGCCUUUCCUCCAGGACCGAUAUCGACUAUUGAAUCGAGAUAACGCUGAUUUCGUACGAAGACAUGGAGCUCUAUGGGAGAGGAGGGACGACGGAGUAGAUGCCGAAAAUAUGCGGCUACGGGAGCGAUUUUUGGCGGCUGAGGCAGAGAGACAACGUCGGCGGGACACGGGAGCUGGAGCGGCUCAACAAGACAGAAGAUAUCUGGCUUGGAUGCAAGUGCUGCGUUGCCGUAUGUGA